Molecule: messenger RNA, 6734 nt
Organism: Danio rerio (zebrafish)
Lineage: Eukaryota; Metazoa; Chordata; Actinopteri; Cypriniformes; Danionidae
Source: RefSeq, a predicted model, not a curated record
AUGCCUUUGCAUUAAGCAUGACUUCCGGAGGGCAGUAAAGGGGGCUGGUGAGAGCAGGGCAGUUUUGCUGGGGGACGCUGUCAAAUAAAUGCACAAAUCAGGGGCGACUCACUUAUUUAACGUUACAUCGUCAUCAUCAUCAUCUCGCACCUGUCCCUCGCAGACGGCUCUCUCACUGCUGUUAAAAUGAAUAAACAGCCCAGUAAAGAGUCGUUGAGGGACAAAUUUAAGGGCAUUUUUGGCCUCGGGCCCACUAGGCCGCACCAUAAACAAGCUGACAACAAACCCUCUGAAUACAUCAUUACACUGGACAUCCUGAUGGAGCUCACGUCGGAGUACAGCCUGAACCAUCGCAUCAGGAUGGUUAAUCAUGUUUGUGAAUUGGCGAAAACGAAGAGGUUUGAGGAGCAUGCAGUGGAGGCCAUCUGGAAGGCGGUGGAGGACCUGACGCAGCCGGAGCAGCCACCUGAAGCCCGUCAUGCGGUGCUGGUGCUCUUAAGGGCGAUCAUACAGGGACAGGGCGAGUGGUUGGGUCCGCUGAGAGCUUACUUCUUUAAGGUCAUUCUGGACUAUCAGCCUUCUAAUGAAGAGCUGCCGGAGAGACUGGAGGUGUUCAAGGCCCUCACAGAGAACGGAAAGGACAUCACAUAUCUAGAGGAGGAGAUUGCUCGGUUUGUCCUGUUGUGGAUGGAGAACAGCAUGUCCUCAGAUUUCCUGCACGUCCUCGUCAACCUUGUCAAAUUCAACUCCUGCUACCUGGAUGAGAACGUUUCGCUUAUGGUCCAGAAAAUCUGCCUUCUGUGCAACCGGACGACAUCCUCCACAGACAUUGAGGUUGCGCUGCAGGUGCUGGACGCGGUGGUGUGUUAUAACUGUCUGCCAUCAGACUCUCUAACAGUCUUCAUCAUCACUCUGUGCCGAACUGUAAAUGUAAAGGAGUUCUGCGAGUCCUGCUGGAAGUUGAUGCGCAAAGUGUUGGGAACUCAUCUGGGUCACAGUGCCAUAUACACCAUGUGCCGAAUCAUGGAGGAGAGGGUGUACUCCGAGGACGCCGCUCUCCUCCGCGGUGCUGUGUUUUUUGUUGGGAUGGCGCUGUGGGGCGCUCACAGACUCCCCGCCCUCAAAAACACACCUACGCUGGUCCUGCCUUCCUUCUACAAGGCCAUGAGCUGUGCUAAUGAGGUGGUGUCCUAUGAGAUCGUGCUCUCCAUCACGCGCCUCAUUAAAAAAUACGGCCGCGAGCUGCAGGUGGUGACCUGGGACAUCCUGCUGUCCAUCAUAGACAGACUCCUGCAGCAGAUACAGACGAUGGGCAGUCCUGACCUGAAGGUGAUCGUCUAUGAGCUGCUGAGCACCAUCGAGGAGCUUUACGAGCAGAACGACUUCCACGGCUCCUCGGCCCGCUUCUUCAGCCUGGUGGAGAAGUGUGCGGAUAAACGUCCUGAUGCAUCUGUGCUCACGCUGGUCUCCUACAGAGCUCAGGCCAUCCAGCCGGCCAAGGACGGAUGGCUGCAGAACCUGCUCAAACUCAUGGACAAGUUCUUCAGGAAUGAGAGCCGCACUAUGAUCAGGAUCAAGGUUCUGCACAUCUUGUCGUUCGUCCUCAGCACAAACCGUCAGCUGUAUGAGGAGGAGCUGAUUGAGGUGGUGGUCAUCCCUCAGCUGGGUCAGAUAGCUGAGGAUCGUGACCCGUCAGUCAGGAAGCAGGCCACACAGCUGCUGGUGGAUCUGGCCGAGGGCUGCAGCACACACCACUUCAGCAGUCUGCUGGACAUCAUCGAGAAGGUGGCCAGUCGUCCUCUGAGCUGCUCUGUAGAGGGCGACAGAGAACUGUGUGUGGAGUCGCCGCUGGAGGACGUGCGCACCGCUAUACUGGGCCUGCUGGACAUCCUGCAGAGCAAACUCUAUAGUCUGCCUGCCAGUCAUGCCAGUCGAGUGUAUGAGCUGCUCAUCUCACACCUGCAGCUGCACUACAAGAACAAAUACUGCAGCGCCAUCAGCGGAGCCAUACGCCUCAAGGUGUUUGAUUUCCUGCUGCUGAUGAGGGCUGAUUCUCUACAUCGUCUCGGGGUCCCCAAUAAAGACGGAGCUCUGAGAUUCAGCCCGUACUGCCACUGUGACCCAGGGGAGUCCGAGAAGAGAGUGUCAGAGAAGAAGCCGACAGGAAGUGUGUCUCCACCGGCAGGAAGUCCCACACCGGCAGCUCCGCCCUCCUCCAUCCGCACCGCUUACCUGCCCUACAGUCUGGCUUUCAGUGUGCUGCUGCAGUGCCUCAAGACGGAGACCGACUGGAAGGUCCUGAAGCUGGUUCUGGAUAAGAUGUCCUGCACCAUCCAGUAUAAAGUGCUGAUCCUGACGUCUCCAUGUAACAUUGAUAAUCUGUGCGCAACGCUCUGCUCGAUGGUGACGGACCGCAUUAUUUUGGAGCGUCUGAAGAAAACCCCUGAUGGAUUUUCCCUCACUGACGUUCAGCUCGCUGUGGUUCCUGUUCUCACGGCCAUCACGUCCUACCACAGCUAUCUGGAUCAGCUCCGACAGAGGGACCUGGUGCAGUGUCUGGAGAAGGGUCUGAUCUACCGCUGUGCCAAGCAGUGUGUGGUGGCCCUGACAAUGUGCACAGUGGAGAUGCCCGACAUCAUGAUCAAACUACUGCCCGCCCUUAUCGUCAAGCUCACGCACAUCUCGGCAACCGUUGCCAUGGCCUCACCCAUGCUGGAGUUCCUGUCCACAUUAGUGCGGCUCCCACAUCUGUAUGCUAACUUCGUAGCUGAGCAGUAUGUUAGCGUGUUUGCCAUAUCGCUGCCGUACACCAAUCCUUCAAAGUUUAAUCAGUACAUAGUGUCUCUGGCUCAUCAUGUGAUCGCCAUGUGGUUCAUCCGCUGCCGACUGCCUUUCAGGAAAGAUUUUGUUCAGUACAUCACCAAGGGUCUUCGUUCUAACGCUCUCCUGCCGUUUGACGACACACACGAGCAGAGCAGUUUCAGAGCACGCAGCACCAGCCUGAACGAGAGGCCCAAGAGUUUGCGGACGACCAAAGUGGCGAAGCAAGGCCCCAGCGCAAACUCUCCCGUUAAAGACCUGAAAGACCUUUCGGCCAUGGACGCCUUCCGCUCCCGCAGCAUCAGUGUGUCCGAGCAUGCUGUGCGCAGGAUGCAGACGUCCAGCACCACCUGCAGUCUGGGCUCAGCUGAUGAGAACGCUGUGAUGCAGGCGGACGACGCUCUGAAGACAGUCCAUCUGGAGCUCACAGAGACCUGCCUGGACAUGAUGGCCAGAUACGUCUUCUCCAACUUCUCUGCUCUGCCCAAGAGGUCUCCCAUCGCUGAUUUCCUGUUAUCUGGUGGUCCUAGUAUGACGUGGCUGGUUGGGAAUAAGUUAGUGACCAUAACCACCAGCGGCGGCUCGCGAACACAAGCUCUUCUGGGUCUGGACAUGACAGAGAGACAUGGAGGAGGAGAAAUGACCAGGUCUGACCCGUCUCUGCACACCCGACAGACCAAAGAAGCUCCCGCUAAACUAGAGUCUCAGUCCAGCCAACAGAUCAACACCAACACACGCACACGAGUCCGCUCUAUAUCAGGUGGUCAUGCUCUGCGGGCCGGGCCAGCUCAGAGUCUUAGUCCUCUGGUGGCGUCUCCUGAAGGCGAGUACAGCGGCCCGCUGCCUCCUCCCGGACCCCCGCUGGACGUCCUGAGCUCUCAGAGGGGGAUGGAGGAGCACCCGCCACCCUCCGCCUGCAACCCAUCACCACCGCUCAAGCACAAGCACAGCCUGGCAGAGUUUGUGCCCAUGCUGACGCAGGGCUGGGCCGAGAUCUUCAUCCGCAGGCCCUCAGGGAACACGAGCUGGCUGAUGUGUCUGGAGAACCCGCCAAGCCCGUUCUCCUCUGAGCUGGGUAAUCUGCCUCUGCAGGAGCUCUCCAGCGUCCUCAUGGCCAUGGACGGAGUGAAGGAGCCACCGGCCGAGCGUCCCACAGACGUGUCCCAGCCACAGGGCAAACCGGCUCCCAUCCAGCGAUCCAACACUGUGGCCUCUCUCAGCUCUCUCUGCUCCUCUGAAUCAUCCGGCAGGUUUCACAGGAGUAUAUCCUGGGCAGAUUCAGUAGUGAUGGAGGAAAGUGGGCGGAGUAUGGCGUCUGUUUCACCUGCUGAGUCUAAAGAGGUGGAGGAGUUUGAGGCCGUUCCUUCUGAACCCAUCUUCAUGAACACCAGCACGACUGCACCCGGCAUGAUGAGCAGAUCCUCCUCCACAUCCAGUCAGGAUGAUGAUAAGUCCACCCUGGAGGAGGUCAGUGAAGGAGGAAUCCCCAUCGACCAGCCUCCGCUCAGCCUCUGCACCCCUGGAGCCCAGGACCCCGAGCUUUCCUUCACCCAAAGCAGCAGCAGCUCCAGCACCCUUAAUAAAUCCAGCUCCUCUCCUGAGCUCCAGACCCUUCCAGAGGCCUUCAGCAAAGCCUCGUCCCAGAGCGUGGAUCCAGCUCCCACCAGCAAAAUCCCUACAGUCCAGGCCUGUGUGGAGGCUCCAGGAGAGAGCGCUGGAUCCACCGCUGGGACAUCUUGCAGCAGCUCUAGCGUGUCCGUGUCCUCCUCCUCCACCUCCAGAAUGAGGCUGGAGUUCCCGCCAGUGCAGACAGGACCCCUGUCUCCUACUGGACACCGGCCACGGGGACACACCAUAUCAGUGUCUGCUCCAUCGUCCAGGAGAGACCGCAAAACACUGGAGCGGGACGCCAGAGGAGGAGCGACCAAUGUGGAGAAGAGCUCCGGACUCAGCCCCAGUUUUGUCUUCCUGCAGCUUUAUCACUCGCCGUUCUUCGGCAAUGAGGCCAACAAACCCCUGCUGCUUCCUAAAUCACAGCUGAUUGACCGUGCAGUGAAGGUUUUGGAUCAGAUGCCUCCGUACGACACUCAUAAGAUCGGUGUGGUGUUUGUGGGAGCCGGACAGGCCAAUAAUGAGGUGUCGAUCCUGUCUAAUGAGUACGGCUCGAAGCGCUAUGCUCAGUUCCUGACGGGUCUGGGGAAACUCAUCCACUUGAAAGACUGCGAUCCCGAUCAGAUCUUCCUUGGUGGACUGGACCAGUACGGAGACGAUGGAGAGUUCACAUACUGCUGGCAUGAUGACAUUAUGCAGGCUAUUUUCCACAUCGCCACGCUGAUGCCGAACCGUGAGAGCGACCGCGGCUGCUGCAACAAGAAGCGGCACAUCGGCAACGACUUCGUGGUGGUGGUUUAUAACGACUCGGGGGAGGACUACAAACUGGGCACCAUCAAGGGUCAGUUCAACUUUGUGGAAGUGCUCAUAAAGCCGCUGGACUACGAGAGUAACCUGGUGACACUGCAGUGCCGGAAAGAUCUGGAGGGUUUGGUGGACACCAGUGUAGCGAAGAUCGUCUCUGACCGGAACCUUCCCCUGCUAGUCAGACAGAUGGCGCUUCAUGCUAACAUGGCGUCGCUGGUCCACCAGUGCAGGGCGAACCCAUCAGACGCAUACGCUUCAAAAUGGCUGGCCAGACUGAGACACAUCAAGAGGAUCAGGACGCGGGCUCAGGAGGAGAUUCAGUCCCGCCCCUCUCACGGCAUCUCUCUGACUCAAGGCCACGCCUCCAUGCAGAAUAAACCCGCCCACCAGCCGCCGGGAGCAGCACAGAAUCCAGACGCCGGCCAGAGGAAGAGGCUGGUGUCCACCGUCGACGACUUCACUGACUUUGUGUAAAAACUCAACUAUUUUCUGUGCUCCAGAUAAACACCACGGCUUCACUUCAGCUUGACUUUACACUGAGACUCAAUGAAUUUCUGCUGAGUGAUGGAUGUAAAGCCUCUGCACUGGCAUUAUCACAUGCCCUGUUUUAGCAUAUCGACAAAAUUGCACACGCGAUGCACACGCUCCUCAUCUCGAUCCUCUUGUUUGUUCCUCUUGGGUUCACACUUGUUCUCUAUUUGAUUUCCUCUGAUGAAUGAGCUGUUUGUUAUAUGAACCAUCCACACAACUGUGCCAACACACACUACAUUACGCUAUGCUACACUACAGCAGUGUUAUAAAGCGCACAGCACAUGGAAAUGCUCUAUGAUGAUCAUAAUAGACUCCUGUUAAACACUUGACAGCAUUUAAUGAUCAUUUAUAAACACACACUGCAAAAUAUUUUGACUUUUGUCUCAUUUCUAGUCCAAAUAUCUAAAAUUUCUUCAAUUGUUAAUCAUUUUUUAGAUGAGUAAAAAUAUUUUGUUCAAAGAAAUGCCAAAAUGAAGCUGUAAUACAUUUAUUUCAAGCUUAAAACAAGAUUAUUUGUAGAAUAUGAAGUGAAUAUUAUUUAGCUGGCCCCGUUUGCUGAUUAUUUAGCUUGUUUUCAAGGAAAAACUCCCUUCAUUUAGACUCAUUUCUGAAAACAAAACCUUUUUUUUAUUUUUUUGCUUGUCCAGAAAAUGCUUCUUGAUUUUUGAGUUUUUAGACUAGACUCGAGACAACUCCAAGUACGUUUUGUGAUUUCCUAAGGCAGCCUUAGAUGUCACGAAUGCUUUAUAAGUGAACAUUUGAACGCUGUAGAGUUAUGAAUUCAGUGUAAACUGUGACUGAACUACAUGUUUGUAUUUUAAUUGCUCGUUUUCUUUGUGUGUGCGGUGGUUAAUGCAGAUCUCAUGAGUUUUCUAGCAGAACAACAGAUCUGCAGAACCACAAUAGAAGGUUAAACCGCAUCAGAUGUGCGCUCUGCUACCAAAUAAAACACUGAAAUGUGCAAA